GUGGAAGUUCUCUGGUUACGUGCGUCUCCCUCCGGUCUUUAUUAGCUGCCAGCUCCACGGCUCUGUUCUCUCUUCUCCACGCCGGUACCGGGACAGGAGCCUGCCGUCGCCGCCAUGAAGCUUCCAGUGGCCGUACUUGCCGUUUUCGCCUCCGUGGCUGUCAUCAUUGAUGCCACCGUGCACUUCAGGGAGCAGUUUGACGACGGAGAUGCAUGGACGAGCCGCUGGACUCCGUCAAAGCACAAGUCGGACUAUGGCGAGUGGAAACUGACCGCUGGGAAGUUCUACGGCGACGCUGAGGCUGAUAAAGGCAUUCAGACCAGCCAGGACGCCCGCUUUUACGCCACGUCGGCCCGCUUUGAGCCCUUUAGCAACGAGGGGAAGCCUCUGGUCGUCCAGUUCACCGUCAAGCACGAGCAGAAGAUCGACUGUGGAGGUGGCUAUGUCAAAAUCUUCCCAUCUGACCUGGACCAGAGCAACAUGCACGGAGACUCGCAGUAUCACAUCAUGUUCGGGCCUGACAUCUGUGGCUACAGCACAAAGAAGGUUCACGUCAUCUUUAACUACAAGGGCCAGAAUCACCUCAUCAAGAAGGACAUCAAAUGCAAGGACGACGAGCUGACCCACUUGUACACCCUGAUCCUGAACCCGGACCAGACUUACGAGGUGAGGAUCGACAACGAGAAGGUGGAGUCCGGCUCCCUGGAGGAGGACUGGGACAUGCUGCCCGCCAAGAAGAUCAAGGACCCCGAGGCCAAGAAACCCAGCGACUGGGACGACAGAGCCAAGAUCGACGACCCCGCUGACACCAAACCUGAGGACUGGGACAAACCCGAGACCAUCCCCGACCCUGAUGCCAAGAAGCCUGACGACUGGGAUGAAGACAUGGACGGAGAGUGGGAGCCUCCCUCCAUCACCAACCCCGACUAUCAGGGAGAGUGGAAACCAAAGCAGAUCGACAACCCGGACUACAAAGGAGCCUGGGUGCACCCCGAGAUCGACAACCCAGAGUACAGUCAAGACGCCACCAUGUACAAGUUUGACAACAUCGCAGUCCUGGGUCUGGAUCUGUGGCAGGUAAAAUCCGGCACCAUCUUUGACAACUUCAUCAUCACGGACGACGUCAAAGAAGCCGAGGAUUUCGGGAAGGAGACCUGGGGAGUCACAAAGGGACCAGAGAAGAAGAUGAAGGAGGAGCAGGACGACGUGGAGAGGAAACUGAGGGAGGAGGAGGAGAAGAGCAAAAAGAAGGACGGUGAAGGCGAGGGCGACGACGAGGAGGAGGACGAAGAGGGCGAGGAUGAGGAGGAGGAUGAAGAAGAAGGAGAGGGCGAGCAGGACGAGGAGGACGUCGGGUCAGAAGAGGAGGAGGAGGACAAACCGAAGGACGAGUUGUAGAACGGAGGAGCUGAUGUUUGGACUGCAGCGUUCUUCUUCUUCUUCUUCUUCUUCUCUGCAGGUGACAGGAAGUUAGUGAACGCCCUGUGGACUCUUUUCAUACAGCAGCCUUUUAUUCCAGUGUGGGGCGGCGGAGGGGCUGAAAACUGGGUCCCAUCAGAUUUGUUUUUUAUUGAUUUUCUCGCGUCUAGAAGGGAGGAGGGUUUAUGUCUUUGUUUGUUUUUUUCCCCCUCAGAAUUUUUCUAAUCGAAGCUGCGAUGUAAGGAGCACCGUGUGUGUGUGUGUGUGUGAGUCCUGUGAUGUGUGUACUCGUCCCCGCAGUCACUCACAGAGCCAUAUUCUCAUUUUCUUUCCUCCUUUUCUUUGGACGUCCAGUAAAUCCAGGAUCUGUGACGUUCUGGCUCAUGAACUUUUGUUUUCCUCUUCUCUCUCUGUCUCUGUCAUUUUCUUCUCUUCAUCCAUCGCCUUCAUAUUUUAAUUUAAUUUAAUCAUCACAUUAUUUCCUCCCCUGAAAACACAUUACUAUGAUUUGCUCAUAGGUUCCUGUCCUCCAGUGCGUGUGUGUGAGUGAGUGAGUGAGUGAGUGAAUGAAUGAAUGAAUGAAUGCAUAAAACAAACUGUGAUUUCUACAAUCCUCAUUCUCUCAUUGUUCUGAAUGAGUCGCUGUUGUGUGAGUGCACACACAUUUGAGUUUCAGUGAAAUAAAAUUGAAGCUUCUCUCAACAAAGCUGA
Messenger RNA from Solea solea (common sole), 2130 nucleotides. RefSeq names its product calreticulin 3a (gene calr3a). The coding region runs from base 115 to 1398 and encodes 427 amino acids. Gene Ontology annotation, biological process: protein folding. Gene Ontology annotation, molecular function: calcium ion binding. The transcript is spliced from 9 exons. Gene Ontology annotation, cellular component: endoplasmic reticulum; endoplasmic reticulum membrane. The record is from RefSeq and is a predicted model, not a curated record. NCBI's taxonomy places the organism in Eukaryota, Metazoa, Chordata, Actinopteri, Pleuronectiformes, Soleidae.